GAAGAGUGAACGUGGACAGGAAAGGAGGAAAUAUGGAGAUGUAAGAAUGUACCAGGGUAAAUUACAAACCAGAGGCAUGAUAACUGCAUUGUGGACUAACAGCAACUCAUCUUAGCUCUCAUUUUUAGUGUUUUCUGUGACUUGCUAUUGCCACCUUCAGGAGAGGCAUCUAAACCCUACAACAGGGAGGAUUAGACCAAGCGAUCUACCAUUUUCAGGCUUGAUUCUCCUUUAAACGUGUUUUCUUCGCAGUGCUCUGAAAGUGCCAGACGUAACUGCACGUCCCCUUCUAGUUUUAGUGUAGUUGUAAAUGAAGAAAAUGGAUUAUGGGCUCUUCUCUGUGAAGAAACAGCAUGUACAAACUGUCAGGCUAAAUUCGGGAGUUCAACAAGAAGCUGGAAUUUGAUCCUAAAAACCUGCAGGACUCACCACAGCUGGAAGGAGACAACAGCUGGCUCCACAUCCGUUUCAAACAGCCCUCCAUCCAUCCCAUCUUUCAUCCAUUAUGGCAGAGCCAUCUCCAGGUUGGUGGAAGCUAACUUUCCUGAGGAGAAAAAAAUCCCAGCCCAAGGUUUUGUAUGAAAUCCCAGCAGAAUCUGUAUCCAACGCUGCCACUGGCCAGAACGGGUCCAGCACAGCCACCGGAGCUGCUGCCCACCCGGAGGACACAGUGCAUGAUCCCCAGCUGGACGCACGAUUGGAAAGAAUCGUAGAUAAAACGACAGCAAGCAAGGGGCGCCACGUCAAGGUGUCCCACUCAGGGAGGUUUAAAGAGAAGAAGAAAGUGAGAGCCACGCUGGCAGAGAACCCAGAGAUGUUUCCUGGAGGUGACGCCAUGAGAGAUGAGAACCAGAGGGCUGGGAAGUGACAGGGCACAAAUACUCCAACAUUCAAUCACUGAUGCAUUCUAAGGGACACUUUAAAUUUGGGGUUUACGGCUAUCUGCCAUCUUUGUCAGUCUCUGGAGCCAUAAAAUCCAAACUUAGGAAAAACUGAGCCUUAGGAGGACAAUACAUUUGAAAAUUGGCACUAGAAACCUGCGACCUUUCUGUUACUGGAAACAUUAUCUGACUGCUAGACAAAACCAGCCAUGUCACUGUAUAAGGAGCUCUGGAUCACUGCAAAUUAGAAUCUGCUGAAACACUUUUUUGAGUUGAGUAUUGAUAUUUCUCUUUCUUACCUAUAAAAAUAGGUACGUAACAUCCUGACACUCAUGUUACAUGACAAGUUAGCUGGGAUACCAAAGCGUGUAAGUUUUCAGGUCUUGAAGGGCCUUGAACAUCUUGCAAAAAAUGCAGUUUAACUCAUACUUAGGAAAACUCUUAGUAUACGCUUAGGAGGAGCUUUAUUAGUCCAGCUGGGGGAGCAGUUGAUCUUUAUAUCAAUUAGUGUUUUACGACAAAUGACUUGUAUCUAUGUAAUUUGGCUGAAAUCAACAUCUCAGCAGUAGUAUCUAUAUAUGUAAACACCCUCUAAACUUGAAUACAUGCCUGGAAUAAAAUGCAGCCUACCUGCACACAUUGUUGACAGUAAAAACCAGUAGAGGGGGGCAUCACUCCACACGGAAAUCUCACCUUUAACAGUUUCUACUAAACUGUUCAUUCAAACACUGUAGUCUAGUUUUUCUGUGAAAGUUAACUUAGUCAAAACACAUUCAUGCAUUCCUUUCACUGUGGUGUUUUAUGUCUGAGUUUUGGAUCUGAGGACUGAUGAGACACAGCUUUGAUUUAUGUGGAGAUGUGAGAAAAUCAAUUUGUAUUUUGACUUACAGAAAGUUGAGUUUAAAAGCUUGUUUUAUAGAUAAAUGUCUGAUCUCUUUUACAGCAUCUGGGAUUAUUCUCAACAGCAAAUCAAUAGAGAAACUGCACAUGACUGCACUGACUUCUAGUGAUACCGCUUUCAGUUUUGAUUCUGGGUAAAACUGAUGUAACAUGUUCUAAAUCUGUUCUUCUCCCAUGCUAAACAGCUCCCACUGUUGCUGUGCUCAUCUCAGAUUGCUAUCUUAAUGCUGCAGAA
Molecule: messenger RNA, 2016 nt
Organism: Thunnus maccoyii (southern bluefin tuna)
Lineage: Eukaryota; Metazoa; Chordata; Actinopteri; Scombriformes; Scombridae
Gene: prr15la
Product: proline rich 15 like a
Exons: 3
Coding region: 506-868 (120 amino acids)
Source: RefSeq, a predicted model, not a curated record